This is a messenger RNA of Apus apus (common swift), 2073 nucleotides long. RefSeq names its product trace amine associated receptor 2 (gene TAAR2). The transcript has 2 exons. Gene Ontology annotation, biological process: G protein-coupled receptor signaling pathway. Gene Ontology annotation, cellular component: membrane. The coding region runs from base 80 to 1198 and encodes 372 amino acids. Gene Ontology annotation, molecular function: trace-amine receptor activity. Lineage: Eukaryota; Metazoa; Chordata; Aves; Apodiformes; Apodidae. The record is from RefSeq and is a predicted model, not a curated record.
CAGGUUUCAAACAUAGGAAUGGAAAAUUAAGAAGAUAAUUUUUUGUAAUGCUGUGUCUGUUUUCCAGAGGACUGCAUAAAUGGAUUUGGAAUCUUUUGGAAAAAAUAAAUCUGCCUGUGGAACUGCAUCCCCAGAAGAAAAGUCAAAUAAAGGUUCGAUUAUGCUUUCUCCCAAUAUCUCAAGGGAUCUGACUGAUUGCUUUGAGUUUGAAAAUAGAUCCUGUUCUGAGAACUUUAGGUCACCAGGAGUACGCGGAGUAAUGUAUCUGUUCUUAACAGCAGCCUUCAUUCUCACCAUCUUUGGGAAUCUGGCCAUAAUCAUUUCCAUCUCGUAUUUCAAGCAGCUUCAUUCUCCAACCAAUUUCCUCAUUCUCUCCAUGGCUGUCACAGACUUCCUGCUGGGCUUUGCCAUUAUGCCCUACAGCAUGGUGAGGUCUGUGGAGAACUGCUGGUAUUUUGGGAUGACAUUCUGCAAAGUUCACUACAGUUUCGACCUGAUGCUCUGCUUAGCUUCCAUUUUGCAUCUUUGUUCCAUUGCUGUGGAUCGGUUUUACGCCAUCUGCCACCCCCUGCAUUACAUCAGCACCAUGACCAUCACAGCCAUAAAACAAAUUGUAGCUGUGUGCUGGUCAGUGCCUGCUGCUUUUGCUUUUGGUGUGGUUUUCUCAGAAGCUUAUGCUUCUGGAAUUGAGGGCUAUGAAAUGUUAGUUAAAUGCUCAAGCUCAUGCCCUAUUAUGUUCAACAAACUGUGGGGGGCUAUUUUAUUUACAGUCGGUUUAUUUGCUCCUGCUUGCAUUAUGAUAGGGAUUUAUAUUAAAAUUUUUAUAGUCUCCCAAAGGCACAUAUGUGAUUUGAGCCAGGCACACAGGCACACAAAAACUGAUAAGAAAAAUGAGCUUUCUAAAAGUAAAGAUAGGAAAGCUGCCAAGACUUUGAGUAUAGUUAUGCUGGGUUUCUUAAUAUGCUGGUUUCCUUGUUUUUUUGCACUCUUAAUUGAUCCAUUUUUAAAUUUUUCUACUCCUUUACCUUUAUUUGAUACUCUAAACUGGCUUGGGUAUUUAAAUUCUUUUUGCAAUCCAUUAAUAUAUGGCUUUUUCUAUCCAUGGUUUCGGAAAACAUUCAAAUAUAUCUUGAAAGGCAAAAUAUUUAACCCACAUUUUCGUACAACAAAACUUUUUUCAGAAGAUCAGUCACAGUAAUAAAUUGUGCUACUGACAACAGCUCUAGAAAUUAAGAAUAAACAAAACAUUACUGGAUAUGGUCUAGUAAACAGUCUGAAAUGCACAACACUAAUUUUAUGAGUCAGUCCUGUAGAAUUAUCUCAUCAAAUAUUACUUUAAUAAAAUCAGGUUAAUUUUAUACAAAAUUGAUUUACCACUUCUGCUCAUUCUCAAUGAGUGAAACACUAUCUUGUGAUAAUGUUACAGGAGUUUAAGUCUCUCUUGAAUCUCUUAAUGCAUUGUGGUUUGUUUUUUUUUUCUAUUUCAGUCCAUAAACUCAGUAUUUCACCUAAUCUUGCGUGCAUGCAGCUGAUCUUUCUUGAGAUUCAUCAUCAAUAAUCUCCUAAACUGAAUAUACCCCAGGUUGAUAUGAUGACAGUCUUUGUCACCCUUUUGUGUCUGGGGUAUUAGCAGAUGCAGAGUCUGCUGUUAUCCCCAAGCAGAUAGAAUUUGAGUGUAAUUUUGGCUAGAAGUUGAUCUUUUCCCCUAGAAACACCAAAAUCAGGUUUUCAGCCCUUAUUCUCUGUGUGUUUGGUACUGGAGGAGGAGCACUUGGGAUGAGAGCACUGCUCACACUCGGAGAUGUGCUUGUCUUUUCUUUGUUUAGAUAUCAGGCUCCAGAUGUUGUAAAACACACUUGCUGACAGCUCACCCCAUAUUCACCCCAACACACUUUAAUACUCUACUGGAGCCUCUAAUUGAGGUCCUUGCUGUGCUGAGCUCCCUCUGAAAUCAGUAAGAGUUACUGCCAGAGUUCACAUCACUUACAUGCUUAAAACAAGGUUGGCUGAGUUGUCAUUACUGAACACAGCUACUGCAGUGUUUUUAUUGUGAAUUGUACCUCUGAUUUUCUU